AUGGCCGCGGGCGGCUCGGGCAGCGGCGGCGGCGGCAGCGCGGAGGAGAAGACCUACCGCCGCUUCCUCGAGCUGUUCCUGGGCGAGUUCCGCGGGCCCUUCGGGGCAGAGCCGGAGCCCGAGCCGGAGCCCGAGCCGGAGCCCGAGCCGGAGCCGGCGGUCCCCCCUCCCGCUGCCGAAGCCGCGGGCGACGCUGAUGAGGAGCCCGGGGCAGAGGGAGAAGCGGGAGCAGCCGCCGAGACGGAGGAGGGAGAAGGCGGCGAGGGCGAAGCCGGCGACCCUCAGCCGCCCGCCCCGCCGCCGCCGCCCCCGCCGCUGCCCUCGCUGCCCCGGCCGCUCUCGGAGUACAUCACGGAGGAGGAGGUGGAGGGCGAGUGCCUGGACCUCUGCCUGCAGCAGCUCUACAAGUAUAAUUGUCCUUCAUUCCUGGCCUCUGCUCUAGCCAGAGCCACUUCAGAUGAAAUCCUGCAGAGCGACCUCUCGGCGCAUUUUCUGCCCAAGCGCGUGGACAACGCCGACGGCAUCAUCCAGAUCGAGACAGUGAAGUUGGCCCGUUUAGUUUACAGCAAACUGCACGAGAUCUGCAGCAACUGGGUGAAAGAUUUCCCCCUGCAGCCCAAGCCCCACCGCUACUACGAGACCUCCAUCCACGCCAUCAAGAACAUGCGCAGGAAGAUGGAGGACAAGCACGUCUGCAUCCCUGACUUCAACAUGCUCUUCAACCUCGAGGACCAAGAAGAACAAGCUUAUUUUGCAGUGUUUGAUGGCCAUGGAGGAGUGGAUGCUGCCAUCUAUGCCUCCAUCCACCUGCACGUGAACAUGGUCCACCAGGAGAUGUUCCAGCACGACCCAGCCGAGGCUCUGUGCCGAGCCUUCCGCGUGACCGACGAGCGCUUCGUGCAGAAGGCAGCCAGGGAGAGUCUGCGCUGUGGAACCACCGGCGUGGUGACUUUCAUCCGAGGGAAUAUGCUGCAUGUGGCUUGGCUGGGCGACUCCCAGGUCAUGCUUGUGAGGAAAGGCCAAGCUGUGGAACUGAUGAAACCCCACAAACCAGAUCGAGAGGAUGAGAAGAAGCGAAUCGAGGCCCUGGGCGGCUGCGUGGUCUGGUUUGGAGCCUGGAGGGUGAACGGGAGCCUCUCUGUCUCCAGAGCUAUUGGGGAUGCUGAGCACAAGCCAUACAUCUGUGGGGAUGCAGACUCUGCCUCCACAGUGCUGGAUGGCUCUGAAGACUACCUCAUUCUGGCCUGCGAUGGCUUCUAUGACACAGUCAACCCCGAUGAGGCAGUCAAAGUGGUGGCUGACCAUCUGAAGGAGAAUAAUGGUGACAGCAGCAUGGUAGCACAUAAAUUGGUGGCAUCUGCUCGGGACGCCGGCUCCAGCGACAACAUCACGGUCAUUGUGGUGUUUCUCAGGGACAUGAACGCGGCGGUCGCGGUCAGCGAGGAGUCGGACUGGACAGAGAACUCUUUCCAAGGUGGCCAAGAAGACAACGGGGAAGACAAGGAGAACCAUGGAGACUGCAAACGGCCGUGGCCCCAGCACCAGUGCUCAGCACCUGCGGAUUUAGGCUAUGAAGGACGAGUGGACUCCUUCACCGACAGAACUAGCUUAAGCAUAGGGUCCAGCGUUAACCCCUUGGAUGAUCAAGGCUAUCUAGACCUGACAAAAACAGAAACUAGUACACCUCAGAGUGCCAAAUGUCUGCCACCAGUCCAAGUGUUUAGUCCUGGCAUACCAAAGAGUGCGGGUUCGAUCAUGAGCUCCCCGGUGAAGAGCGAGUCCCCGGAGCUCAGCGCGUCCUCGGGCUGCGGACGGAGCGAUGGCGGGGAGGACGCAGCCCCUCUGAGCCCGGGUGCUGCAGGGCAGGGCAUCUACAGGGUCAGGGGUUUAUCCCCCAUCUUCUUCGGGCUGGAAGAUGAACUGUUCAAAUCCUUGGGAAAACGAGCUGCGUUCCCUCAUUUGCGGCUCUGCAACGGGAAGAGGCGGCGAGCAGCCAGGCUCAAACCAAAGUUUCACACGCCGCUCUGGGCUCACGAGCCUUCCCAGGGAGAAGGAUCCGGCCUGGCCCUCCCUGCCCAGGCCCGCAGGAGCAGGAGGGCACUGGCCCGACCCUCCCCGUGGCGGAGGCUGCCCAGCCACGGCUCUUACAGCGAGUGUUUGAUGCGAAGACAAAGUCAUUGUAUACCAUACCCACACCUCCAUCAAUGCUGUAAAAUGUAACCACCCCCUCGUGUUCCCCCUGUCAGACUCCCCAAGUAGACAUGCCCAAAAUAAAACUGGCAUCAUCAGAAAACGAAAAAAAAAAAAAAAAGUAAAAAAAAAAAGUAAAAAAAAAAAAAAAAAGAGGUGGGCAUUUCCGAACUGUACUCCAGUCCCCUGCCAAGCUGAACCCCUGUGUAAAUAGAUCUAGGAAUUAACCAAUGUAGUUGUUUCGAUCUCUAAUAAAGUUUGGUGGUGGUGCCGCCCCCAGCAACGCCGCAGCCGCCCGACCACCCGCACACGCCACACGAGUGUCCAGCCACAUCCAGCAGGGAGAGCCCGGCAGCCGCUGCUCGUGGACGGACAAGGCCAGGGCACGGUCCUUAAACACGCUGAAGGUUGCACCUGCCUGAGAAAUGUCUGUGGAGCAAUACUCAAAGAACGAUCUGGGUUAGAACUGCCAAAUUUUUUUAGAGCGGGGGGAAGUUUCCGUAGAGUCGAGGUGUGGGGUUGUUUAGGUUUUUUUUUUUUGUUUUUCGUGUUCUGCUUUCUGUUUAUUCCAGGUGAGCGUUAAGAUGAAUUAGAAAAUUACAUCCACUUUUGCAGGUAGACGACUAAAAGCCAUACAGGGUUUACCAGGUACCUUAGGAAUGGACACACUAAGCUCCUGCUGCUCUGGUCUCAGACUCCCAUAGAGGUACAGACUCAUGAUUUACCUUUUUUUUUUUUUUCAUGCAAUAUAAAAUGCGGAGUAUGAAGAAAACUUUUUUUGGAGUUUUUAAAAAAAAUUCUUUCCUAUGGCUGGAGGUGCAGUGUAGGGAAUUCGGUAUCUUUCUGGUGCUUUUAGUGGCAUUUUUCCUCAUUUCUCAGUUUAGGAAAUUGUUCUCAAUGAGUUAACAUGAUUGUGCUUAAUGCUUUGAGCCAACCUCUUCCCACCUUAACUUCAUCUCAGGUUUUAAAAGAACCCAACCCGUGGAGGUGCCCAGUCCCACCCUCUGUCCCUGCACCCGUCCCAGCGGAGAUCAGGAGCUGUUGGAUGAGCCGUGUGGUUCUGGUGAGGAUUCCCAGAUGGCAAAGGCAGCAUUUCACAUCCAGUGGCAGCAGGAAGGAGGCUGGUUCGGGCUGUGCAAGGAUGGAUGGAUGCCGGAGCGAUGCAGAGGGGAUGGAAAUGCCGAGGUGCAGCAGAGCAAGGGCUGCGCUGGGGUUUCAGCGGAGAGGGUGGAAUUCACCGGGCAGGGCUCCGCUCCGGCUCCCCCGGGUCCAGCCGGGCCAGGCAGGGACUCAGCCGCCCUCCCUUGCGUUAGCAGCGGCCACCAGCUCCUCCCGCUCCCGAGGUGAGGUCACACCCUCCGGGGAGCCGC
Cinclus cinclus is the source of this 3560-nucleotide messenger RNA. RefSeq names its product protein phosphatase, Mg2+/Mn2+ dependent 1E (gene PPM1E). Lineage: Eukaryota; Metazoa; Chordata; Aves; Passeriformes; Cinclidae. The coding region runs from base 1 to 2220 and encodes 739 amino acids. The record is from RefSeq and is a predicted model, not a curated record. Gene Ontology annotation, molecular function: cation binding; protein serine/threonine phosphatase activity. Gene Ontology annotation, biological process: protein dephosphorylation; negative regulation of protein kinase activity. The transcript has 7 exons.